CCAAAGUAGGCUAUUGCUUUUCGGAUUUUUUACAAUUAUUAUUUUUUUUUAUAAUUCAUUCGCAUUGGCCUACUAUAUUAAAUUCAGUCGUUCAGAAUAUUCAGGUGAAAUAUUGGGUGAUUAUGUCGAGCAGAGACGGUAACGUUAGAUAACGGGACAUGUCAGGCAACAAGAACACGUUUCUGCAGCGCUAGAAGUAACUGUACAACCUGUGAAUUAUAUUCUGCCUGACAAUAGUCGGUUCUCGCUUCUGAUUGGUCCAUAUAAAUCUCGAGCAUCGCGGAAAAGUAGUUUCAGGCGUGGGCGAAACUGCGCUGGAAGUCGCUUGUUCUGCUAAUGAAACAGUUGAAAGAAGACCUCAAGUCCAAAAUGAGCCAAUCUUUGGAGGAAGAAGAAACCUUCUCUGAAAUCAGCCUCAUUUUGGGGAAAGAGGCUGAAAAGGAAACAUCUGAUGAAGCCGCAGGCCCUGUGAACAUGAGUUUGUGUGCUCCUUCCAGGCUGGGGAGAUCUGGCUCACCUGUGCCCAGUGUUCAGACAAUGCAGACAGACCGUUCCAAGGAUGAGCCACCAGACUUCAGCAAGGAGAUGGAGCCCAUGGGAUCCAGAGACCAGACUAGCCUGGUAGAAACCCAUUUGCACACACAGUGCGGAAAGAGGGUUGGAGCUCCAUCCAGGUCUGGAGACACGGUCUGUGAUGUCUGCUCUGAGGGACGGGCCAGAGCUGUGAAAUUCUGUCAGACUUGCUCUGCGUAUUACUGUGAGACACACAUCAGAGAACAUUACACUGCAGAGGAACUGCAGAGACAUAAGCUAGCCGACAUUACUGAUGCCUGCCAGCAGGAGGAGACAAAGCAACAAGUGGGAAAUUCUCAAUAUCUGCACCAAAAUGGUUGGAGACAAGAAGGGAAGUCUGGAAGGAGACCUGCACUUCAUGAUCUGAGGAUUGUGCUGUUGGGAAAGACUGGAGCAGGAAAGAGUGCAACCGGAAACACCAUCCUGGGGAGAGAGGUGUUUAAAGAGGGGUUUUCCCCUAAUUCUGUCACCUUUAAGUGUGAGGAACAUAGUGGAGAGGUGGCAGGGAGACAUGUUACUGUGAUCGACACACCUGGGAUCUUUCAUACAUCUCGUUCUUUUGAUCAAAUCACGCGUGAAAUGGUAGAAAGCAAGAGCCACUUUUUCCUGCUUGUGAUCAGACUGGGGAGGUUCACAGAGGAAGAGAGGGCCACUCUAAAAUGGAUCCAGGAGAAUUUAGGAGAAGAGGCUUUGCAGUACACAAUGGUGCUUUUCACGGGAGGAGAUGAGCUGAGAUCACCAGUGGAGGAGUUUCUGAGUGAAGGCAGCGGUCUUCAGGAGCUCAUCCACAGCUGCGGUGGUGGAUAUUACGUCUUCAACAACAGAGACAGAAAGAACCGCACUCAGGUUGCAGAACUGCUGGAGAAGAUUGAUACUGUGCUGUUUAGUAUGACAGGAUACCAUCAUGCCAUUACGAGGAUCCAACAGGUUCAAAGAAUGAUACAAACAGACGAGGAGAGAAAGAGGGAGGAAUCUGAGAGAGAGAUCAGAGAAGAGGAGGAGAGAAAGAGGGAGGAAGAGAUCAGAGCAGAGGAGGAGAGAAAGAGGGAGGAGUCUGAGAGAGAGAUCAGAGCAGAGGAGGAGCUGGCUGGGUGUCCUAGCAACCGUCGCCUGGUGAAGGUGGAAGAGGGCGGGCCCUCUCUCCCCGGCCGCUUCACCGUCUUGGUGAACUUAUUCUCGGGUCACUACGACCCCAUCUUCCUGCACUGCAGUCUGAGCGUGUGUGACCCCACGCAGGCUGCCUGCUCCCAGGUCAGUCCUUCCUCCUCCUAG
Messenger RNA from Conger conger (European conger), 1845 nucleotides. Its product is annotated as GTPase IMAP family member 4-like. The transcript is spliced from 11 exons. Gene Ontology annotation, molecular function: GTP binding. The coding region runs from base 337 to 1845 and encodes 502 amino acids. Lineage: Eukaryota; Metazoa; Chordata; Actinopteri; Anguilliformes; Congridae. The record is from RefSeq and is a predicted model, not a curated record.